Molecule: messenger RNA, 6656 nt
Organism: Mus caroli (Ryukyu mouse)
Lineage: Eukaryota; Metazoa; Chordata; Mammalia; Rodentia; Muridae
Source: RefSeq, a predicted model, not a curated record
CUUAGCGUUGUUCACGCCUCUCCACCUUAGACCCAGGAACUUGGGCAAGGGAUUGAGAAUAGAAACUGACCCAAAGGGGUUACACAAGGACUUCCAGUCCGACCUUAAAGCAUUCCACUGCUUCACUACAAUGACUUUACCCAGGAGGCCACCCCAUCCACAGUCACCUCUAGGCCUUGGCUCAUCCUGGUGACAGAGAUAUUAAGCUGUGGUCUGCCUGUCUCAGGAGUUUGGAGUGUGACCACGGAGGCUCUAGAGAUGGUGGAUUCUCAGCCAAAGCCUCAGAAUGCGGUCACCAUCGCGGUGUCCUCCAGAGCUCUGUUCCGAAUGGAUGAGGAACAGAGGAUCUACACGGAGCAGGGCGUCGAGGAGUAUGUGCGAUACCAGCUGGAGCACGAGAAUGAACCCUUCAGCCCCGGGCCCGCCUUCCCCUUUGUGAAGGCCCUGGAGGCUGUGAACAAGCGACUUCGGGAGUUGUACCCUGAUAGCGAAGAUAUCUUUGACAUUGUCCUCAUGACCAACAACCAUGCUCAGGUGGGAGUUCGUCUCAUCAACAGUAUCAACCAUUAUGACCUGUUCAUUGAGCGAUUCUGCAUGACAGGUGGGAAUAGCCCCAUCUGCUACCUCAAGGCCUACCACACCAACCUCUACUUGUCAGCCGAUGCAGACAAAGUGCGAGAAGCCAUCGAUGAGGGGAUUGCAGCUGCCACCAUCUUCAGCCCCAGCAGGGAUGUGGUUGUGUCCCAGAGUCAACUUCGCGUGGCCUUCGAUGGGGAUGCAGUACUCUUCUCCGAUGAGUCAGAGCGCAUCGUCAAGGCCCAUGGGCUGGACAGAUUCUUUGAGCAUGAGAAGGCCCAUGAGAAUAAACCUUUGGCGCAGGGCCCCCUAAAGGGCUUCCUGGAAGCACUGGGUAGACUGCAAAAGAAAUUCUACUCCAAGGGCCUGCGUCUGGAGUGCCCGAUUCGCACGUAUUUGGUCACCGCGCGCAGUGCAGCCAGUUCCGGAGCCCGGGCCCUCAAGACCCUGCGCAGCUGGGGCCUGGAGACGGAUGAGGCCUUAUUCCUAGCUGGAGCACCCAAGGGUCCCCUUCUUGAGAAGAUCCGACCACACAUCUUCUUUGAUGACCAGAUGUUCCACGUGGCUGGAGCUCAGGAGAUGGGCACGGUGGCCGCCCAUGUGCCUUAUGGUGUGGCUCAGAAUCCCCGGCGGGCUGCCGCUGCGAAGCAGUCAUUAGGUGCGCAGUAGCUGAGCCACCUUGCUCCAGGUCCCCUGUCACACUUCUGAACUUCAUCUGGUGAACUUUUCUGGCUCCUCGCAGUCCACCCUCCUGCAUGCCGCCGUCAACCCUCGAUGCCAGGUACUCUUAGAAAGUUAUGAAAAUAGAACCAGCAGUCUCAAAACCCCUUCGGGGCAAACACAGCCAUGACCCUGGCUAAAAAGCAGGGCUCUGCAGGGUAGUCCGGCUGUCAUGGAGAAAUUGGUGGGAGAGAGAGUAGUGUGGUCAGAGAAGCCAGGAUGCCAAAGGCUUGGAAUGAAAAAUGUCUCAUGUAGUGCAAAGAACAUUGUGUGAGAGUGGGUAGGUUUAACAUCUAAAGCGGACCUAGCAUGAACUGCAUGCCUUAAUUCCCGUUUCCUAAGCCUCAUUUACUUCCACCUUUUAGGUGGUUUUCAAUUUGUUCUUUAGCCAAAGAAGCUUGGUUUUAUAGGAUUAAGCACUAAAUUAAUCACUGUGCUGGGGCUGCUGGUACCUAUGGCACCUGUGUAGAUUACAAAACUAAUGGCCUGGACAUAGGCUAGAUUCCAGCCCUUUGCCCCUCAACCCUGAAGCCCACCAAAUGGGAAAUAUGCACAGCAAUGCCCAGAAGCUCUGUAUAUACUUUCCCAUGUUUAGAAACCACUGCACAAGAUAACCUUUUGCUUGCUGUGAUUUGCUAACCUGAGCCAUGGAGAACUGCUACCUGGAAGGUUUGUCUGAAGACAUGAAGGGAGGAAUGUGACCCACAUGCAAAUUCUCCUGUAGCCAGCAGGGGGCACUGCAGGCUCUCCCUGGAGAAGGCUUUAGCAACUUACCAACUCUGGGCUCCCUUUGCCUUCAGCUUUUAGGCAAAGUUCAGUUAGUCCUGUCUGCCAAUCUCCUCACCUCGGUCCUGGGUCUGCCAGUCACUUCCACCUGCCAUGCUAUAAGGAAGUUCUCCUAGCAGAGAAAGAACUCUAGCCCCAAAUUUGUAGAGAGCAUAGACUCUAAAGCAAGUCGUUGUCCAGACUGAACCUGAGGUGUAGGUGCUACAGAUAUGGGAAGGUCUGUUCUGAAACCAAAGAUGCUAAGGAAGUGAUCGCUUAGAGAGCAAUGAGCUGAAUGUGCACCAGCGUGAUUCUGCUGUGGAUAGUGAGCAGAAGCCAGUUAGAGCUACCCUGGAAGUGAUACGCUGUCGUGGGGUGCCGUGCAAAGGAUUCUGGGAUGAGCUGACCUCCCUGGGAGGUAUUAGCGAUUACUCCAUCUUUGCACGAAUCUUCUCCACAUGAUGAGUGAUGAUCCACCUCCUCCUUUGCUAAGCAGCCCUGGAACUCAGAGGAAGGGUGGAAGAGUGGAUAGUUGGUUCCCUGUGAAGACAAGAAGGGGCAAGCAGACAUGAUUGUGUGCGCUGACUACCUGGCUCCCACAGGGAUUUCAGCAAUGAGUGGAUCCAGAAGCAUCAUCAGAGGGCCAGGAACUGCGGAGGGCCCGAGGAGAGGAGCCCAGAGGUAGGGUGAAGGGCAGCUGGGGACUCUAACCUCUGUCCUUCUAGGCAUUUGAAUCAGGAUCUGAAUGAAUAUGUGUUCUGGGCAGUGUGUCCCAGGGUGACAGCUGCAGGAAAGAGGAAGAAGGUGCAGGGACUCCCAGAAAUGAGCACCAACGUGGCCCAGAAGAGAAACCCUGGGCCAGGCUUGCACUACUGUGUCUGUGGCAUACAGAGGCUAUUCCUGGAAGGAAUGUGAGGUUGGCACCCACCACAGCUGCUUUAUGGGGACACUGGCAUUAUUGCAGUCAGAAGGGCAUGAGGUGAAGGUGUCUUUACACAGGGCCAUUUUCAUCAUUAUAACCAGGACCCUUCAGGACAUCAGAGGAGGCCUGGGGAUAGAACAAAGUCUGUAAGGGGAUUCCUGCACUAUUGGUACCCCACGCCCAGCCAGAGAUGCUCUGUGCCCUAAGAAAAGCUGCAACGAAAGGAAAUGGGGAAGAGAGAGGAAGCUCGGCCUCAGGACACUUCCCAUCUUCACUGGGUCACACAACAGCCCUUGAAGGAUCUCAGCAGAGGCUCACAGUGAUCACAAGAAGCUUGUAAGGAUGUACAGAGCAGAGGCCCACAGACUGUCCUUACAUUGUCCAGUCAGAAAAGACCCAUGUACUGUGAAGACAGCACCAGAUGUUGCUGAUUUGGGAUCUGGGAUACAUGAUAUCUAGUGCCCACGGCCUGGUCAUGAAGGCUGCAAACGCUCCCAGGUUUCCCAGGAAACAGGAAUGGUGCCAUGCCAGAGCAAGAAGAUAAGGUGCAGGAAAGGGCUGUGGCUUUCACUGGAGCCAUCGUUAAUAGAUACGGACAGCGCUUGACAGUGCAGAACGGUCCAAAUUCUAUUACUGAAACCACAGAUGAGCAUCUUGGUCCUGGACAAAAGCUUUUGAGGCUAGAACAAUGGGCCAGACGUCCUUGGGGCAGGCUCUAGCUGCAGCCAGACAGUCUUCCUGGUGACCCCCCGAGCUGAAGAGGAGCCUGGCAGCAUAAAGCUUUAUUUAUUGAUUGUGUUACCAGGAGAUUUAAAAACCUACUGAACAACAAAAGCCCCAGGCGAAGCUCAGACUGCAGCACUGGGGUAGAGGAGACACCGCUCCCAGAACACUGGACCCCUUUAGCAGGAAGUACCACAUCCCUAGGUCUGGCAGGACACUCCUCCUAGAAAGUGCUUGCCAACAGAAUUCCAGGCCCAGUAGAACGGUCACUCAGCAGAACAGUAGCUCUGCUUGUUAUUAAGCAUGGAGACUGUUAAGAUUGCCAUAGAACUCCCUGCAGGGGAGGGAGGUGUAGUUGGACAUCUGGCUCAGUUGGUAGAAUGCUUGCCUACUGAACACAAAACACUGGAUUCAACUCACAGCAAUGCAUACACUGAAUAUGAUGGGGCACACCUAUGCUUCCAACCCUAGAGAGAUGAAGGCAGGAGGAAUCAGAAAGUCAAGGUCAGCUGCGCAGCCAGUCCACAGCCAGUCUGGAUUACAUGAGACCCCAUCACAAAAAGAAGGAAGCAAACUUUCCCCUUCAUGAUGGCCCAACUGCAUUCGUGGGAAUGGAGCAGAAUAUGUUCGAAAGAAAAUGGAAGCUAGCAAGAUGUUCAAAUCCAAAAUGGACUUGAUGUUUGCACCUCCCCAUUCAAUUAGUGUGUAUCCAUGCAGUCAAAGCAAUGAUCAGAAUGUCAAAUGUAGUAAAUAGCUCUGCCCCAAGCCCCUGGGUAUCCCUUGAUAAUGUCAGCUGCCCACUCCCCUCCACUGGAAAUGCAUUUUAUGGUAAUCCAGCCUGCCUGAGGAUAGACCAGUACAGUGGCCCCUGUCUACUCCCUUGAGGUAUCGGGGCCAUACAGAUUCAUGGAACUACCAUAAUUUGCUCAAUGUUACCCAGCUACCAGAUGUCAGUGCUGGGACACCCUCACAAUGGAAUGUUCCAGAGUCCACUACAAACAUGGUAAGCCGUCCUACCUACUGUCACGGUUGUACAUCAUGUCACUAGCCCAUCAUGAUAGUCCCCCUUACAAAGCCCAGGCGUGGCCUUGGAUUCUGCAGGCAGCAUUUCAGGACCCUGUCCCAGCUGGAGGUGCAUGAAAGCUGGAACCUGAUUUAUUAACUGCUCUAGAGGACCAUCGCUUUCCAACAGGUGUGCAUGGUCUUUGAUGGUCCUUCACUGAUGCUAUGGUAGGGCUCCAAGGAGGCCAGCUUCUCACCUGUCUCCAGCGGAAUAUGAGGAUGAGAAGGAGGAGGAGGACCAUUGGCCCCAUGGCUGGCAACUUCACUGAAAAGGGUUCCUGAGACACAAUCCUGGGUUCUACCCUUAAGGCAAGGUGCAGAGACCUCUCCUGCCAGUAGGUGACACUGCAGGCUGGCACGCAGCUGCCCCUGUAGUGCCUGGCUUAUUUCUCUCUCCUCCUAUGCUACUGAUUACUGUGCUGGACUCUAGCAGCCAGAAAGGACUUCAGGUGCUCUGACAAUGUUCGUGAAACAUCUCUGUAUGAUGAGCUGAUGGCUCUCACCGAAAACCACUGUGAUGGUGUGUGUGGAGAAACACCUAUGGAUGUGCCCCUCUGUACGGACUGAGUAUGCGUUUACGGGUGUAAUAGCUCAUGUUUCUCUGCUGAGGACUCCUGUGUGCAAGUGUGUCUGUCUCAGUGUAUCAUGCACGCACACUUGCAAGCUUGGAGUGUGUACAGACAGUUCAGUUAUCUGAGGAUCCUGGGCCCCACUUGCUGAUGACCAGCAUCGCUCCUGGGGACUCACAUCAUUUCAUGGGCAUUGCAUGCGCAUCACCUGAGGCCCCCGAGGCCAGACCUCUCAGUCUUCCUCUCUAGCUUUCUGCUUCAGUUCCACUUCUGUUGCCUCUGACCUCUCUGCCUCCUACCCCUGCGGCUUUGGGGAGGAAGUGGCAGGAUCUGCCCCCACCUGACUCAAUCUCCACGCAUCUCAUCCCUCUUCCCAACAGUGCCAGGGUUAAUAUGGUCCCAUUAGGAGCUACCUUGCGGCCACCAAUAGGAAAGCUGACUUCCUUCUGGGUUUCCUGCUCUUGCCAGACAUGCUUUAUCUAUGACCUUGAUUGGGAAGUGUCUCCCUGAUGCCCCUCCCCCUCACCUCCCCCCACAUCCAAGAGGGUCUAGAGAUUGAAUGAAUCAUGUUUGCAAAAUAAGACGAACCAAAACUCUGCCGAGCAGUGUCUCACACUCCUGGCCAAGGCUGAAUAUGCCUCUGUGGCUGCCUGCCACUGCUCAAGGCUAAACUUGGAGCUGACACUGAUCACAAAGUUGCCAAGGUCAUUGCAAACAUACUGUGUGUGUGAGGGGUCACAAACGCUAUGUCUACAGGAGCCAUACAGGAGAUAGGCACAAAGAGCACUGGGCAAGGUCUUGAGAAGAAAAAUAGCACCAAGAAUCCAGCAUACCCUUGCCACAUAGGAAUUUGGGCUGGUGGGCCCUGGUGUUCCAUCUUUUGUUUUGUUUUGUUUCGUUUCGUUUCGUUUUCUGAGAAAUUAGAAAUUUGAACUUUCAAUUAUUGGCAACCAUUUCAAGUUUAGAAAACUUUAUACAGGCCAAAAGGAGCUUAUGUUGUUAGCCAAAUCCACCCCUCCAAUCUCCAAUUUGCUCAUUCUGGCUGAAGCCUAGUGAAUUAGAAUUUUUAGACCCAAGUUACUGAGGAUGGAAGGGACAUUACUCUCAGAAUCUCAGCUUGGGUUUUUAAGAGACCAUAGAUAUGCCAUAAAAUAUCCCUGGUGUUUUAAGUGCUGGGAUACAAGCAGGGUUUGGAAGUGCACACCUGUUUUCCCAGCACUAAAGAACCUGAGAUUGGAGGAUGCUAAAUUCAAGGCCAGCCUGGCCUACAUAUCAAGACUCUAUUAGAAAAAAAAAAUGAAUGAUACUGAAUAUGGUUG